AUGAGCGACGUGGCCGAGUGCAUCCGGCGCCUAAGGGGCGCCGGUCAGGAUCAUAUCCUGGAUAUUCUUGAGCAUGGCAACGAAAAGGACCGAUCGGCGCUGGUCAAGCAGCUGACGGUGGAACUUCAUGGCGUGGAUUUUUACCACCUCAACCAUGUCCUGCGCCAGAGCCUGGAGCACUGCGCGGAUCACAACAGCACCGCUGAGAUGGAGCCACCGCCAGAUAACUUUUUGUUUGACGCUCUUGAGGCACGGCGCAGCGGAGACAAAUGCGUUGGGGAGCUGGAGAAACUUGGUUAUGAGGCUAUUCACGCCGGACGUGUGGCAUUUCUUAUCUUGGCAGGUGGCAGCGGGACUCGACUUGGCGCGACUGUUCCCAAAGGCCUCUUCACGUGCAAAGGGCUUCGUGAAGGGAAGUCGUUGUUUCAAAUUCACAGUGAGAAAAUACUCCGACGCGAAGAGCUUGCGACCUCCCGCUGCGGAGGUGCUCCCUCGGCAAAGAUACAGCUCCUGGUGAUGACUUCUACACAGAACGAUGAGCAGACACGGCGGUUUUUUCAAGAGGCGAACUACUUUGGGCUUGCGGAGGAGCAGGUGCACUUCUUCCUGCAAGCGUCUCUUCCCUGCUACGACGAAGACACGGGAAGAGUCCUCAUGGAGUCCUCCAAUCGCAUUUCUGCUGCACCAGGCGGGAACGCCGGGGUGUAUCCGGCGUUAAUGAAUGUUCCUCAGGGUGCGAAGGAGUCACUGAUGCAGCGGUUGGAGCGUCUUGGCGUAACGUACGUUCAGAUUGGAAACGUGGACAACCUGAUUACCAAGGUUGCCGACCCAUUGUUUGCCGGGUACGCCCUAAAGGAGGAGGCACAUGUCGUGGUAAAGGCAUGUCCAAAGGCCAGGCCAGACGAGGCCGUGGGUGUUUUUGCGCGUGUCCGCGAAAAAUGGGGGGUGGUAGAGUACACUGAAAUUGGUGAGAGGGCGGCGGAGGUGCACGCUGCAACUGGGGAACUCAAGUUUAACUGUGCAAAUAUAUCAUCCUACAUAUGUAGCGUUCGCUUUCUGCAGCUUGCGGCCGAUCGUAUGAAGUCCUUUACGCGGUACCACGUCGCACGUAAGAAAAUACCAACCGUAAAUGGUCCGACGCUGGGGAUCAAACUGGAGGCGUUCAUUUUUGAUCUCUUUCGCUAUGCCAAGGAGUGUGUGAACCCAGCCGUGGGGGGCGGUGACGGCUUUCGCAUUAUGCAAGUGGAUCGCAGUGAAGAGUUUGCCCCCAUUAAAAAUGCGGAGGGAGCAGCAAGUGACACGGCGAGUGAUGCGUCGCGGCUCUUGUGGACGCUACACACGCGAUGGUUGUCUGCGGCGCUCAGCUCCGCUUCCGCGGGAGGGGGCGAGGACGCCCAAGCCGCAGCGGCGGCACUUGCGGCGCUGCGGCGCAAAAAGGUAGCUGUGGAAAUAUCACCGCUUGUAUCAAGCGAGGGGGAAGGCCUGAAGCCGUACCUGCCAUGUGUGGUACGUGAACUUCUAAGUGAUUCCUGCGACCGGGUCGUUAUUCGGCGGCCGGACGAGGCCCCGCGGAACCCCUCAAACGUCUAG
Molecule: messenger RNA, 1590 nt
Organism: Trypanosoma conorhini
Lineage: Eukaryota; Euglenozoa; Kinetoplastea; Trypanosomatida; Trypanosomatidae
Product: UDP-sugar pyrophosphorylase
Exons: 1
Coding region: 1-1590 (529 amino acids)
Biological process (GO): UDP-N-acetylglucosamine biosynthetic process
Molecular function (GO): UDP-N-acetylglucosamine diphosphorylase activity
Source: RefSeq, a predicted model, not a curated record